AAGAGCUUCUCCAAAACUAAAUGGUUCUUUUUUGUUUAAUGCUUGGAUUUCAGUCUUAUAUUGUGUUAUUGGGAUCCCAUUCACAUGGAUUAGAAGUUACAGAUGAAGAUCUUAAAAGGGUGGCUGAUUCCCAUCACAAGUUGCUUGGAUCCAUCUUUGGAAGUGAUGAGAAGGCAAGAAAUGCUAUAUUUUACUCCUAUAAGAAGAAUAUAAAUGGUUUUGCAGCAAUUAUGGAUGAGGAAGAGGCAGCCCAGCUUGCAAAACACCCGGAAGUAGCAGCAGUAUUGCCAAACAGAGCAAAAAAGUUACACACAACACAUUCAUGGGAGUUUAUGCAUUUGGAGAAGAAUGGUGUAAUUCCCCCUUCAUCUGCUUGGCGUAGGGCUAAGUCUGGAAAAGACGUCAUUAUCGCCAAUCUUGACACUGGUGUGUGGCCGGAGUCCAAGAGUUUUGGAGAACAUGGGAUAGUUGGACCUGUUCCAUCAAAGUGGAAAGGAGGUUGCACUGAUAAAACCCUUGAUAGAGUGCCAUGUAACAGGAAACUAAUAGGAGCAAAGUACUUCAACAAGGGCUUCCUCGCAUACUUGAAGUCUGAGAAUUUGACAGCAUUGGUGAUUAACUCCACUCGUGACUACGACGGUCAUGGUUCACACACCUUGUCCACGGCUGGGGGCAGCUAUGUGUCUGGCGCCAGUGUGUUCGGGUUAGGCGUUGGAACUGCCAAAGGGGGCUCUCCCAAGGCACGUGUUGCUGCCUAUAAGGUUUGCUGGCCACUUGAGGAUGGAGGUUGUUUCGACGCUGACAUUGCCCAGGCAUUUGACCAUGCCAUUCACGACCGCGUUGAUGUUCUUUCGCUCUCCCUUGGUGGCGAGCCAGCCGAUUAUUAUGAUGAUGGAAUCGCCAUUUCAGCAUUCCAUGCAGUGAAGAAGGGAAUCCCUGUGGUGUGCUCGGCUGGUAACUCUGGCCCUGGUGCUCAGACUGUUUCUAAUACUGCACCUUGGAUUUUGACUGUUGGUGCAAGUACUAUGGAUCGUGAGUUUCAGGCUCCUGUUGAGCUCCAAAAUGGUCACCGUUAUAUGGGUUCGAGCCUUUCAAAAGGAUUAAAGGGAGACAAGCUUUAUCCAUUAAUAACUGGAGCUGAAGCGAAAGCGAAGAACGCCACCGCGGAGGAGGCCAGGCUUUGCAAACCAAAAACAUUGGAUCAUUCAAAAGUGAAAGGGAAGAUAUUGGUUUGCUUGAGAGGAGACACUGCAAGAGUAGACAAAGGAGAACAAGCGGCCCUUGCCGGUGCUGUCGGAAUGAUUCUAUGCAAUGAUGAGCUAAGUGGGUUCGAAACUAUCGCAGAUCCCCAUGUUCUUCCUGCUUCCCAUAUCAAUUACAAUGAUGGCCAAGCUGUUUUCUCUUACAUCAAAACCACCAAGAAUCCGAUGGGGUAUUUAAUCCCACCAACGGCAAAAGUUAACACCAAACCUGCCCCCACUAUGGCAGCCUUUUCAUCUCGAGGACCCAACCUUAUUUCCCCUGAGAUUAUCAAGCCAGAUGUGACUGCACCGGGUGUGAAUAUAAUUGCAGCAUUCUCAGAGGCCGUAAGCCCAACAGGCGAACCAUUUGACAAUAGAACAGUUCCAUUCAUAACAAUGUCAGGCACCUCCAUGUCUUGCCCCCAUGUCUCUGGUCUUGUUGGCCUUCUUAGAACUCUCCACCCUCAGUGGAGCCCCUCCGCCAUCAAAUCUGCCAUCAUGACCUCUGCCAGAAUUCGUGACAACACAAAAAAACCCAUGCUCGAUGGUGGCUCCCCUGACCUCGCCCCUUCCACCCCUUUUGCCUAUGGCUCUGGCCACAUUCGCCCUACUGGAGCCAUUGACCCCGGCCUCGUCUAUGAUCUGUCCCCCAAUGACUACUUGGAAUUCCUCUGCGCCAGUGGCUACAACGAGAAGACCAUUCAAGCAUUCUCUGAUGGUCCUUUCAAAUGUCCAGCUUCUGCUUCUAUUUUAAACUUGAAUUAUCCUUCCAUUGGGGUUCAGAAUCUGACUGGCAGUGUCACCGUCACUAGGAAAUUGAAGAACGUUAGCACUCCUGGGGUAUACAAAGGCAGAGUUAGGCACCCCAAUGGAGUCAAGGUUUUAGUGAAGCCCAAAGUUCUAAAGUUCGAGAGAGUUGGAGAGGAGAAAAGCUUUGAAUUGACAAUAACUGGAGAUGUGCCAGAGGAUCAGGUUGUUGACGGGGUGCUGAUUUGGACUGAUGGCAAGCACUUUGUUAGGAGUCCCAUUGUCGUUUCCUCUAGCUUGUUCUGAAUUACUCAUUUUUAGGAUCAUAUUUUAGAUUUCAAGUUGUUAAAUUUCAAAUUAGUCAUACCAUUAUUUUUAUGUCAAAUGACGAACACUUUCUAGGAAGUUAUUCAAUAUAUAUAUACUACUCCAAUCAUUUUCUCUUCUA
Cucumis sativus (cucumber) is the source of this 2436-nucleotide messenger RNA. Its product is annotated as subtilisin-like protease SBT5.4. The record is from RefSeq and is a predicted model, not a curated record. Bases 21 to 2294 code for a protein of 757 amino acids. Gene Ontology annotation, molecular function: serine-type endopeptidase activity. The transcript has 8 exons. NCBI's taxonomy places the organism in Eukaryota, Viridiplantae, Streptophyta, Magnoliopsida, Cucurbitales, Cucurbitaceae. Gene Ontology annotation, biological process: proteolysis.